This is a messenger RNA of Zerene cesonia (dogface butterfly), 1030 nucleotides long. Its product is annotated as histidine protein methyltransferase 1 homolog. The coding region runs from base 166 to 1011 and encodes 281 amino acids. Lineage: Eukaryota; Metazoa; Arthropoda; Insecta; Lepidoptera; Pieridae. The transcript has 4 exons. Gene Ontology annotation, biological process: peptidyl-histidine methylation, to form tele-methylhistidine. Gene Ontology annotation, molecular function: protein-L-histidine N-tele-methyltransferase activity. The record is from RefSeq and is a predicted model, not a curated record.
AAUGUCAACUGUCAAGUGUGAAACUGAAAUGUCAUAAUAGAAGUAACGAAAUCUUUUACCCGUAUUAUUAUACUACUCUUUGAAAUCUGUAUUUUGUUUGAGUUCUAUUGUAAAUCCAAGAUUUAUUUUCUUACACUGAGCAAAAUUUUCAAAAAAUAUUAUAAAAUGACUUCAUUUAAAUUUAAUUUCAAUGGAGUAUCAGAAAUUGUUCAACAGAAAAACACAGAUAAUGUACAUAUUGAAUGGCUCAAAAGUGAAAAAAUAGAAGUCACAGAUCAAACCGAAAACUUGGAGACCAUUGCAAAAUAUGCAAAGAUGUUUAUGUGUGGAAGUGUUGAAAUUGGCCAUAUCUUAACCAAUCAAUUGCAGAUAGUGUUAAAGAAUGACACAGAUAAUGUUGUGGAACUUGCUGAAAAAGAACACAGUGAUCUGAUAGAGGGCAAGUAUGAAGGGGGAUUAAAAAUAUGGGAAUGUACUUAUGAUCUAAUUGAAUAUUUAGAAGAGAACAAUAUAUGUUUAGAAAAUAGAAAUGUAAUAGAUUUAGGUUGCGGAAGUGGUAUUUUAGGAAUAUAUGCUUUUCAAAAACAUGCCUUAGUGACAUUUCAAGACUAUAACAAGGAAAUAAUAGAACACGUCACCAUUCCCAAUGUGUUAUUGAACAUAGAAGAUGAAGAAAAUAGGAAGAGUGAAAUUCAGAAAUGUCAAUUCUAUUCCGGAGACUGGCAAUCAUUUAACAUUAUAUUAGCAGAGAAUGAAAAAUAUGACAUAAUUCUUACAUCAGAAACUAUUUACAAUCUUAGUAAUUAUAAUAAGCUGGUAGAAUUGUUUGACCAAAGACUGACAAAUAAUGGUACUGUCUAUGUAGCUGCAAAAACAUACUAUUUUGGUGUUGGAGGAGGUAUGAGACAGUUUGAACAAGCUAUAACGAACAGUGGGAAAUUUAAAUUUGAAAUUGUGUGGAACACAACAUCUGGAAUUCAGAGGGAAAUCAUGAAGAUAAAUAGAUUAUAAUAGAUGUAUUGAAAUACUU